Hippocampus comes (tiger tail seahorse) is the source of this 691-nucleotide messenger RNA. RefSeq names its product DEP domain-containing protein 7-like. The transcript has 4 exons. The record is from RefSeq and is a predicted model, not a curated record. Bases 42 to 458 code for a protein of 138 amino acids. Lineage: Eukaryota; Metazoa; Chordata; Actinopteri; Syngnathiformes; Syngnathidae.
ACGCACAGGACAUCAAACUCCACAAAGAGAUCGAGAACCGAAUGGCAGUGAAGAGGUCAUUCUCCAGCGCCAUCGUGUACAGCCGAAGACUCUCCAAAGGCAAAGUGGACCUGAUGGUUCUUUUUAUGAUGGACAACCAUUGCGAUCUAUUCAAUGUUCCUGUUUCACUACACAAGAUGGUCAGCGACAGAUUGAAGAAUAUCGUUCGAGGGAAGGAUGCAGAUAUGAUAACAGGGUCGACGUAUUGCACAAGACAGAGCGCAAAGGCUUAUUCGGAAAACAGAGAAACGCACACUAAAGAGGAAUUGCGGUCGUUACUACGGACAAUCCACGAGAACCCCAACAUGCCCAACAAGGAAAAGAGACAUCUGCUGGCCCAGUUCUACAAAGGCCACCCGGACAUUUUUGUGCAAUAUUUUGGCAAUAAGUUAUCAAGCAUGAACAUGUUGCUACAGUAAAACUUUGUAUGUAAUUUAAUGCCACGGGGUGGUUGUAAAUGUGAACAUAUGUGGCCGUUGUGUAAAUAGUGACUGUGAAUGUGGAUUUGCAAGGAGUAAAGCUGUGAUUUAUAUGCACAUACCAUAAUUUCCGGACGAUUGAGUGAACCAAGGUUAUUAUAGUAAAAGAAACUGCAAGAACUAAAAGUAAAAUUGAAUAACAAUUUUCCGGAAUGAAAUAAAACAAAAAUGCU